AAAUAGAGAAACAUUCAAGUUCUAAAUGAAUUUUGUAGUACGAGCCUGAAAUCAGCACGUGUUCAAUUUCAAUGUGACUUUAUUCGCGCAUGCGAAAUCGCGUCGCUGAGUGACUACUGGGUCUCCCUCUAGCAAUCUAUUGCUCCGAUAGCUUUGCUCUCACAAUGAGCGCGUCUGCCAAGAGUUGUUAUAUACGUAGCUUGGAAGCAACUCCAAAGAAUAUUUAUCUACCAGAUGCCACUCCAAUUUUCGUAGGACGUUCGCCAGAAACCGGCAUUACAGAUACGAAAUGCUCGCGACAACAAGUUCGUUUAUGUGCAAACUAUGCCAAGGCUAUUGUCACGGUUCAGCAAGUCGGUCCACAUGCCUGUGGAUUUAAUGGCUUCAAAACUCAAAAGGAUGUAAGAUUUGUGGCCAGACAUAACGAUCGCUUGGAGUUGCUCUAUGGCAAGCAUGCCUUUGAAAUUGAGUUUAAUCCACCACCAAGUGUGGACAAUUUUACAUUGAGAAAGAGAUCGUAUGAAUCAGAAACAGAAGAAACUGAAAACAGAGCAAAAAUGUUGAAGCUGGAUAAUCAUUCUGAUAAUUGCUCUGAAGAAUCUGAGAAUGACAGAGAAGAUGAAGAGAGAUUACCUUCAAAUACUGUACAUUCCAAACAGAAAACAUUUAGCACAUCUAGUUCUAGCAUAUCCUCUGAACAAACCAAUGAUACCUCAAGUCCAUCCGCAAAGUGGGACAGUAUUGACAAUGGAAAAUUGUUAAUUUAUACAUCAUCAUUGGUUCAAAAUCGAGCAAAAAUAGCUGCUUAUGAUAUGGAUGGUACUUUAAUUAAAACUAAAUCUGGUCUAGUAUUUCCAAAGGACUGUAACGAUUGGCAGUUAUUAUAUCCUGAUGUACCUGGUAAAUUAAAGCAGCUUCACAUGAACGAUUACAAAAUAGUCAUCUUCACGAAUCAAGCAGGCCUUAGUACCGGCAAAGUCAAGAUCAGCGAUUUCAAGCGCAAGAUUGAGAAGGUCGUACAGAAAAUUGGCGUUCCCAUUCAAGUUUUUAUCGCUGUGGGAAGGAGCAAUAUUUAUAGAAAGCCAACAAUUGGUAUGUGGGAAUUAUUGAAGAAAGAGAAAAACGGAGGUAUUGCAAUUGACAAGAAUAAUUCGUUCUACGUCGGUGACGCCGCGGGUCGGCCGAAGAAUUGGGCCCCAGGAAAAAAGAAGGAUCACUCAAGUGCGGAUCGAUUAAUGGCGUUGAACGUGGAUGUGAAAUUCGAAACACCCGAGGAACAUUUUUUGAAACACAAAACGCCACCUUAUGAAUUACCUAAGUUUAAUCCAAAAAACUUAUCGCCGACUGACGACAUAUGCAAACCAGCGAACGCGGAAUUAACAUCGAAACAGCAAGAGGUGAUACUUAUGGUCGGUAGUCCGGGAUCUGGAAAGUCGCAUUUUGCGAAGAAUUAUAUGAAAGAAUACGAAUACGUCAACAGAGAUACGUUGCGUACCUGGCAGAAAUGCAUUGCCGCGGUUCAGCAAUACUUGAAUCAAGGAAGAAGCAUGGUUAUAGAUAAUACCAAUCCCGAUCCAGCUUCGAGAAAGAGAUUUAUAGAUGAAGCGAAGAAAUGUAAUGUCCCGGUCAGAUGUUUCGUCAUGACGACGAGUGUAGAACACGCUAAACAUAAUAAUAAGUUUCGCGAGUUGACUGAUCCAAGUCACGUUCCAGUUAACGAAAUCAUCAUAAACUCUUAUAUGUAA
Messenger RNA from Solenopsis invicta (red fire ant), 1745 nucleotides. RefSeq lists its product as uncharacterized. The transcript has 7 exons. Gene Ontology annotation, molecular function: protein binding; polynucleotide 3'-phosphatase activity; ATP-dependent polydeoxyribonucleotide 5'-hydroxyl-kinase activity. Gene Ontology annotation, biological process: DNA repair. The record is from RefSeq and is a predicted model, not a curated record. NCBI's taxonomy places the organism in Eukaryota, Metazoa, Arthropoda, Insecta, Hymenoptera, Formicidae. The coding region runs from base 165 to 1745 and encodes 526 amino acids.